Messenger RNA from Girardinichthys multiradiatus, 2762 nucleotides. Its product is annotated as gastrula zinc finger protein XlCGF26.1-like. Gene Ontology annotation, biological process: regulation of transcription by RNA polymerase II. Lineage: Eukaryota; Metazoa; Chordata; Actinopteri; Cyprinodontiformes; Goodeidae. Gene Ontology annotation, cellular component: nucleus. The transcript has 2 exons. Gene Ontology annotation, molecular function: RNA polymerase II transcription regulatory region sequence-specific DNA binding; DNA-binding transcription factor activity, RNA polymerase II-specific. The coding region runs from base 343 to 2034 and encodes 563 amino acids. The record is from RefSeq and is a predicted model, not a curated record.
UAUUUUACGGCGUCCCGACUUAUAAAACGGUGUUUUUGCGUGAAUUUUAAACCAGAUGCAUGGUAAAUGUAGAGAUUUGUGGCACUUUUGGCUUGCCAUACAGCAGGAUCGAGCCUGUAAUGAGCAUGCGUGGUUUUGCUGUCUGGAGUAGUUGUGCACGGACCACGUUACUGUCGAUCGUUUUAGGCUUCUGUCAUAUUUCAUGUCUAAAGCUCGCUAGCUUGACCACAGGCAAUGCAGCCAGAAGCACUUCCGCCGUGUUUUGGGGUCAUAUCUGAGCCUCUAACUGCUCAGUAACUGCUCCAGGAUGAUCUGCAGCAGGAUGAGAGGCUAACAACAGACAUGUGGACACCGCAGGGCGAACACCAGCAGCAGGCAGCAGUGGGAGAGAUUUCCGGAGCAGCUAACAAAGAGGAGCGGUCUCGUUUGGAACAAAAUAAGCUGCAUCACAAAACCGUGGAGGCUGUUUUCAACCCCCGAGUUCUGAUGCACAGAUUAGAUGUUCAGCAGAUGCUGUUGGUUAAAGAUGAUGCUCCAAAAGACCAGAGUUCUGGUGUUGACCUCCAGGACCCAAAGCCCUUCCACAUAAAGGAGGAACAGGAGGAGGUCUGCACCAGUCUGGAGGUAGAGCAACUCCGUAGGAGGGAGACCAAUGUCAUCAGAUUUCCAGUCCUUGAUUCUCCCAUAAAGACCGAGGAUGAUGAAGAGUUCCCUCUAUUCUCACAGCUUCAACAACCUAUAAAGGUAGACAGAUAUUUUCCCAAAAAAGAUGGUGGCGCAGCAGAAUUAACAAGGAAUCAAGACUGUGGAGAUGCUACCAACUCCUCGGGAACUGAAGUACAUGGAGAUGAUGAAGAGGAUGAUGAUACAGAACAGAAGCCUUUUUGCUGUGAUCUUUGUGGAAAAAGAUUUGAUAAAAAAUACAUAUUAAACAGACACAAGAGGAUCCACACAGUCGAGAAACCUUUCUGUUGUGAUGUUUGUGGGCGCAGAUUUAACCUAAAGAAAUAUUUAAACGACCACAUGAGAACCCACACAGCCGAGAAACGUUUUUGUUGUGAUCUUUGUGGAAAAACAUUUAGCCAUAAAGUAACAUUAACCAGACAUGCAUUAAUACACACAAGUGAAAAACCAUUUUGCUGUGAAAUUUGUGGAAAAAAAUUUAAUCUAAAGUCAACAUUAACCUAUCAUAAGAGGAUUCACACAGGUGAGAAACCGUUUUGUUGUCAUCAAUGUGGGAAAAGAUUUAAUCAUAGUUCACACUUGAGCAGACACAGGAGGAUCCACAUAGAUGAGAAACCUUAUGGUUGUCAUGUUUGUGAACAAAACUUUAAUGAAAAAUCCAUGUUAGAUGCACACAUAAGAAUCCACACAGGACAGAAACCUUUUCCCUGUGAUAUUUGUGGAAAUGAAUUUCGCAUAAAGAAAUAUUUAAAUGAACACAUGAAAACCCACACAGGUGAGAAACGUUUUUGUUGUGAUCUUUGUGGAAAAACAUUUUGCCAUAAAGUAACAUUAAACAGACAUUCGAUAAUACACACAGGUGAAAAACCCUUUCGUUGUGAUAUUUGUGGAAAAAUAUUUAAUCUGAAAUCAACAUUAAACAGUCACAGGAGGAUCCACACGGGUGAGAAACCCUUUUGUUGUGAUCAUUGUGGAAAAAGAUUUAAUCAUUCCUCACACUUGAGCAGGCAUAGGCGGAUCCAUACAGACGAAAAACCAUAUGGCUGUCAUGUUUGUAGACAAAACUUUAAUCAGAAAUCAUCGUUAAAUGCACACAUUAAAAUCCACACAGGGCAGAAGCUUUUCUCCUGUGAUAUUUGUGGACACAGAUUUUGUCUAAAGAGAUUUUUAAAUGAACACAUGAGAACCCACCCAGGCGAGAAACCUUUAUGUUGUGAUAUUUGUGGAAAACGACUUAGUCAAAAACCAACAUUAAGACAACACAGGAAGAUCCACACAGAUGAGAAACCUUAUGGCUGUCAUGUUUGUGGACAUACAUUUAAUCAAAAAUCAUCAUUUAAAAACAUGUAAGAACCCACACAGGACAGAAACGUUUCCCCUGUGAUAUUUGUGGAAAAAGAUUAAAUCAAAAACAAACAUUAAACAAACACUUGAGCAUUCACAUUGAAGGGAAAACGUCAGCAAUGAAAAAUCAGUAACACUUGUGGGUGCUCAGUAGUGGACACUGAAAUAAACCUGCACAAUUGCAGAGUUGUGAAAUAUUUUUGUUAACAUAAAAUGUUUUACCUGUUUGGAAUGAGCCUAUAAGCGUAAGAGAAAUGACUAUACCUGACCCCUUACCACAAAUGCAGUUAUAAUCAUAAGAAAGACUUUUCCCUUUUUUUAAAACCUUUUUUUUUUUUUCGGUCUAAACGCAGUUGUAUAAAAACAUCAUAUUCACAUAACCUCGGGGAGCUGGCUAGAGGGCGGUUUUCUGUCUAAGGUGCUAAAGCUAGUUGCCUGAACACACAAGUAGCCCAAACUUUUUUUUUUUUUAACAUGGCAUUGAUUUCGUCUGUUGUUUUGUUUCUAACUUCUAGCACAUCUGUAUUUCAGCUAGCAUACUUUUGGUCACACACAUCCAGAUAUACGCUUUAUUGUGAUAUUGCUGCAAUGAGAAUGAUUUUGUUUUGCAAAUGAGCUUUUGUUUUUGUAGUUUUAUUUGAAAUGUAUAAGUUUAUUGAAAGUCAGCGAUAAGUGAGUCAAGUAUUUUAACUGUAAAGUUUUGGAAUUGUUAAUAAAUUUUGAUGUAAUUUAAA